This is a messenger RNA of Candidozyma duobushaemuli, 843 nucleotides long. RefSeq names its product putative ATP-dependent kinase. The transcript has a single exon. The coding region runs from base 1 to 843 and encodes 280 amino acids. Gene Ontology annotation, cellular component: cytoplasm. NCBI's taxonomy places the organism in Eukaryota, Fungi, Ascomycota, Pichiomycetes, Serinales, Metschnikowiaceae. The record is from RefSeq and is a predicted model, not a curated record.
AUGAGCACCCAGGUAGCCAAAUACAUCGACCAGCUUUUGACCAAGCCACACCUGAAACCACUCAUUGUGGGCAUCAGCGGGCCACAGGGCCUGGGCAAGUCAUACAUGGUCUCCCAUCUUCUUGAACAUUACAGAUCCACGCAGCCAAGCUUGGCAGUGGCUGGAUUUCUGGUGGACGAUUUCUACCUUCCUAGAAAGCAGCAGGAGGAGGUCACCGAGAGGGCCAAAGCGGAGGAGAAUGAGGUUCUUCAGGGCCGAGGUCUUCCAGGAACCCACGAUGUGCCGUUUUUGCUUGAUGUGUUCAAAAAGCUCAAAGCACAAGAACCAGUUAAGAUUCCUCGUUACGAUAAGAGCGCCUUUUCUGGUAAAGGCGAUAGGGCUCCGGAGGACACGUGGCAGUCUUUCAAAAACGUGGAUUUGGUCAUCAUGGAGGGCUGGUUCAACGGGUUCAGAGCUCUUGAGCCCGGACUCUUUUCCACAGCAUACUUUGGCCAAUGGCCUUCGAGCAUAGUGCAAAAGCACAAAUUCUAUCAUCUCCAGGAGGUGAACGAGGAGCUUGCCAAGUUCAAUCCCGUUUGGGAUGCCUUCGACUACUUUGUCUUUUUCGAUACAGACUCUACUGAUAAUGUGUACGCAUGGAGACAGGUGCAAGAGGAGGAAUUGAGGAGAUUGAAGGGAUCUGGGAUGACUAGGGAGCAGGUUGUGGCGUUCGUUGAUCGGUACAUGCCGAUGUACGUGUUGUACUACUGGCGGUUGUGUCGAGGAGGAACCCUAACCAAGGGCCGGAACCUCAGGGUGAGGAUCAAUGAAAAGUGGGAGGUUCUCGGGAUUGAGGUUGUAUGA